Gordionus sp. m RMFG-2023 is the source of this 3007-nucleotide messenger RNA. RefSeq names its product PAX-interacting protein 1-like. Lineage: Eukaryota; Metazoa; Nematomorpha; Gordioida; Chordodea; Parachordodidae. The record is from RefSeq and is a predicted model, not a curated record. The coding region runs from base 19 to 2754 and encodes 911 amino acids. The transcript is spliced from 16 exons.
GUCACGUGUAUUUUGCACAUGGUUUGGAAUUUUAACUUUUAUAUGGACACGAGCAAAGAUAUAUUCACUGGAAUCAAAUAUUACUUUGUUGGGAAUAUUCAGAAUGAGGAAACAUUAGCAGAUAUUUUAGAUAAACAUGGUGGUAAGAGAUACAAUUAUUUAACUGGAUGUGUGAGCCACGUUAUAGCUGAGAUCAAUUCAGAAAAUGAACCGGAAUUAGAAGAAGCCAAUGAUAUACAUGAGACCUAUAUAGUAUUACCUUCCUGGAUAUCACUAUCUCAUUAUAGCAACACACUCUUACCAUACCAUCCAUUCUUAGUAACAAAAAACAAAUUGUUUAACAAUCUAAAAUUUAUGAUUGAUAAUCAUAAUAUGACACUCUCCUUAGAAAAAAGUGAUAUUGAUAUUAUAUGGGCUCUAGUCACGUACAAUGGUGGUACACUGAUUAAGUCAUCUUCUUCCAAAAAUAUUGGCGAAAGACCUAUAUCCAUAACUCACCUUAUUUCAGAUUUCCCAAGUUUAAAGCAAGAUUCACUCAGAAAUGAUUACCCCCACGUUGAUUUUAGUCACAAAGGAGGAUUAAACGAUUUUUUUAUAGUAACUCCUGAUUGGUUGAUUGAUUGUGCAUGUACCAACUCGAUUAUUCCAUACGAAAAAUAUAAUCCACGAUAUUUGGUCAAACAGUUAGACAUUGACUCCAAGAUCAAAGAAUCUAAUGUGAGCUCUUUCGAAAAUCCAGCAUUAUGCCAAAAUAUAAGGAAUGAGAAUAUUGAAGUAACUCGAGACGAAUAUGGAGGAGUCGGCAAAGACUUUGAUGCUAAUGAUAGAAAUAAAUAUGAUAUAAAGGGAUCUGAGAAAACAAUUAAUGAGCAACUAACUAAGAUCAUAACUGACGCCUUCCCACCCACACAGGAUGACAAAACUUGCUCAUAUUUAGAUUUGUCCCAAACAGAAAUACCAGUAAAUCUAAAUUUGUUAGGAUGUAUCUUUUACAUUGAUGAUUAUAACGAGUGUAUUCCUAGUCAUAUCCUGCAAUCCUGGAAAAAGGUUAUAAAUCAAUAUGGCGGAGAAAUAGUCGAGUCGAUGAAUCAAAAUUACACUCAUUUUUUAAGCUCCACCAGAACUGACAAUUUUAAAAAGGCUUUGUCUUGCAAUCGACGGUGCAUAUCUGCUCAUUGGCUCAACGAUUGCGUUUCCAUUAAAGCUCCCAGCCUUCCUCCGCCUUGGAAAUUUUUGCACUUACCGUUACCCCUUAAUUUUUCCGCCCGUAAAUAUAUGUUAGAAAAACAUGUCAUAAGUAUAACGAAUUUCUUGGACGGAGAAAGGAUCCAGGUUAAACAUAUGAUAUGGAGAGCCGGAGCUAAGUACACUGGCGGUUUAAACCAAUCUAAUACCCUUCUCAUAUGCAAAAGCAAAACUGGUUCGAAAGUAGAGAAAGCCUUACAAUGGAAGAUUCCUAUAGUUAAUAUAGAGUGGCUCAUCGACUUUUUGUUAACGCAAGAAGAACAACACCCACAAGAUUUUCCUGAUAUAAAUGAUACCAAAUAUCAAAACUAUCCAGAUAAAUUUCUCGAUGAUGAUAUAGCUGCUAAGAAAGAUGAAUGCCACAAUUACAUAUUUUUCGAUUAUUCCCGAUUUUUGGAUCUCAUGGCACCCUGGGAGCAACCUAUAUUCGUUGAUCAAGAGAUUGUCAAAGACAAAUGCAUACAAAGAAUAUCGAAAUCUCAUAUUAACCCCCUAACCCCUUCUGAUAUCCACGCAACUAUUAAACAAAAAGUAGCCAAAAAUGAUUUUAUUUCUAAGCCUACCUUAUCAGAUAUUGACCUUAAUAUAGAUGCAAAAAGUCGAAAUUAUCCUGAAUAUACCCCAAAAUUUUCUAACAGCUUUGAGAACGAAAGUGACAGGCAUAAAAAAAGGAACAUUUUAGGACCACUGAAACAGAAGAGGCUUUUGGAAAGCGCGAUCAUCAUAACUAAAAAAAUGGCCAUAUCUAAUAAUGCCGAAUCCUUGUUUGCCUCAUUUGUACCAAAAAAGGAAAAAAUCAUGUCUCCUAAUAAGAACAAUAAUUCGAAUCACAGCAUAAUUCUGAAUGGUUCCAACUGUUUAACCGAACUCAACAGUUCCAAUAAGUACCUGGUUAUGGUAACUGGCCAUCUCAAAGUUAAGACCGAAUUACUAAAUAAACAAAUAACAAAUUUGAGAGGAGAAGUGACCGAUAAUCCCAUGAGCUGUACACACGUGAUAAUGGACUCUAUCAAGCGCACCUUAAAAUUUUUUUGCGCUCUUUCUCAUUGUAGAUAUAUAGUGACGUCCAAAUGGGUGGAGGAUAGUCAUAAUGCUGGAUAUUUCUUAGAUGAAAGUGAGUACAUAUUGAAAGAUAUAGACGCCGAAAGAAGUUACGACUUCUGCCUCAAAACUAGUUUAUAUAGGGCUCAACAUAGAGAUUUGCUAUUCAAAAACAUGAAUUUUUACCUAACCCCCAACGUGGAACCUUCUCUUAAAAUUCUUAAACCAGUCAUAGAAAGUGCAGGUGGAACAUUUGUGAAGCAGAGGCCUUCUACUAGGCAGAUCAGUUUACAAAAUAAAGACAAAGUCAAAUUGGUUAUCAUAUCAUGUCCAGAAGAUAUUUCUUUAUGCAAGGAUUACCUAUCCCAAGAUAUAGAUUUGCACAACGUUGAACUAAUAUUGACCGGCUUGAUUCAGCAAAACCUAAAUUUUGAACAAUUUUUAAUAAAUUUUAAUACAGUGGUUUAAACUGUUUUAAUAAAAUAUUCCAUAGGGAUUUUACGAUUAAAUAUUACAAUUAUAACUGUUUUUUACAUUCAUUACAGGCAAAUUAUUGUAAAAUUAGAAUUAUAUUAGAUGUAUUUUAUAUGCAAAAUUUUACUUAUCAAUUUUAAUUCUAUCAUUUUUAUACGAAUUUGAAAAAUGUUUUAUAAUAUUUUGUACAUAUUCUUAACUCCGUGUGAUUGCUAUUUUUCCUUUUUAUUGAUUUCAAUGGCCUCUU